AACUCCUAAAAAAGAGUGUCAGUGAGUGUGUGUCAGAGAUAACCAGAGUUGGUCUCAGGAUGCCUGCGUACGCCACCAACAUGAGGAUGAAGUUUCCCAUCGUGGCCUUGGCUUUGGAGAUUAUCACCAUAAUCCUGUUUGGUGUGUUUGUGGUCUAUGAUGAUGGAAAAAGUCACGGGCAUGAGCCACACUCCAAUGAGACUCACCAUGAAGUGAAGCCCAUGGAUCUCUACCCCAUGUUUCAGGAUGUCCACGUCAUGAUCUUCAUCGGCUUCGGGUUCCUGAUGACCUUCCUGAAGCGAUACGGGUUCAGCAGCGUGGGUGUCAACUUACUGCUGGCUGCCUUCGGCCUGCAGUGGGGCCUUCUCACGCAAGGCAUCUGGCACCUGGAAGAUGGCAAGAUCAAAGUCAGCAUCUUCAAAAUAAUCAACGCAGACUUCAGCACAGCUACAGUCCUGAUCUCCUUUGGAGCCGUUCUGGGUAAAACCAGCCCUGUGCAACUCCUCAUCAUGACCAUCCUGGAGAUCACCAUCUUCUCCAUCAAUGAACAUCUGGUGGCCACAGUCCUUGAAGCGAAUGAUGUUGGAGCAUCCAUGAUCAUCCAUGCUUAUGGAGCCUACUUUGGGCUGGCAGUGGCUCGAGUACUUUACCGACCAGGUUUAAGAAACGGACAUGAGAACGACGGAUCUGUUUAUCACUCUGAUCUGUUUGCUAUGAUUGGAACCGUCUUCCUGUGGAUGUUCUGGCCCAGUUUUAACUCGGCCAUCGCUGAUCCGGGCUUCACUCAGCUCACAGCAGUGAUCAACACCUACCUCUCCCUGGCUGCCUGUGUGCUCUCUGCCUACGCCAUCUCCAGCCUUGUGGAGCACAAAGGAAAACUGGACAUGGUACAUAUUCAGAAUGCCACCUUGGCUGGUGGCGUCGCUGUGGGAACAUGUGCUGACAUGAACAUUGGGCCAUUUGGGGCAAUGCUGAUUGGAUUAGUGGCUGGCAUCAUCUCUACCCUGGGCUUCAAGUACCUAACUCCCAUCCUGGCAUCCAACCUGGGCAUCCAGGAUACCUGCGGAGUCCACAAUCUGCACGGCAUGCCUGGCAUCCUGGGCGGGUUGGCUGGUAUUGUAGCUGUGGCUUUGGGAAAAAAAAGAGGAGGUAAUGCUGCCAUGCAAGCUGCUGCCUUGGCUUCAUCCCUGGGUUUCGCUUUGGUUGGAGGUGCUAUUACAGGUUUAAUAAUGAAGUUGCCGUUCUGGGGACAGCCUCCAGACCAGAACUGCUUUGAUGACUCUAUUUACUGGGAGGUUCCUGAGGAGGAGGAGGAGGAGAAUGACGAGAGCUUGGCUCACGCCGAUCACUCAAAGAACAAAGCAGAGGUUUAAAUAUCUGCCAGAAAUGAAGAAGUAAAUGAUUAUUAAUCAGCUACACCAUGUCCGUGGAUGUGUAAUGUGAUUUAAAAAAACUAGACGAUUUACUCUACUCACCAACACAAGUCAAUUUUUGAAACUUUUUUGUGAGCAAAGAUCUACAGCGUUGUAUUUUUUCAUCAUAGUACAAUUUAAAUUUGUAAUCAGGAUGGGCAGUGAAUGUUUUACACAACAGAGUCUUCAAAAUACACAUAAUAAAAAUUGUCAACAUAAAUAUUCAGUUAAUCCCAUUUACACUCACACAUUCAGGGAUUUCUUUUGCAUUGAAAAUUGUGAUCAAUAACCUUGAAAACCCAGUGGGUCAAACCAUAAAUCCACUGCUGAUACACAACUACUUACAUAAGCUUUUUUAUUUUAUUUUUAUAUUAUGAAAAACAUUAAAGCAUGUUUUCAGUAUAGUGUGUAUUUUUCUUCAUAUAAUCUUUUAUAUUUCCAUACACCUGGCAUAUGUAUUUUUGCUGAGGCUCAGGUCAAAGAGAAGAGGAGUUAGGCUAUGUCCACACACACUCAGGCGGUCCAGCAAAAACGAAAGUCUCUCCAUUCAUUUUGACUGGGGGUAGUGCGUUUAAGCUGUGGCGGUGGGGGGGUGCCGAAAAAAACUGCAACGGCCUGCGGCGUGGUGAUCAGACUUGUCAGUGUGUUUUGAGGCAGUGUGAGAGUCUUUUUAAAUUAUAGUGUGGUCUAGACCUACUCUAUCUGUAAAGUGUCUUGAGAUAACUAUUGUUAUGAUUUGAUACUAUACAUAAAAUGUAAUGGAAUUAAGAGUCCCUUAGAGUAAACAUCCCUGUAUCUAUCGCUGCCACAAGAAAGUAAAAAAGAAAAACUAGUUUUCUGCACCAAUAAAGCACAAUGCUCCAUCUCUUUUCUUUCUCUCUUUCUAUAUGAAAUAAAGCUGCCUUCAAGAUCUAUAAAUGAUCUGACGGAAAAUUGUAAAAUAUAAAGUCUACUUGUGCUGCUUUAGGGGCUUAAAGAACGCAACAGUACGUCACACAGAUGGGCCUUUUUAGUGAUAUUUCCACAGCCGCAAAACACUGCGGAUCGCUAGCUUUGGUCUCAACGUGCCCUUAAACCUGCUUCACAUCACCUCACUGGAGCCCAAUCCUUCUGCAAGGAGUCAGAGUCAUACUGUGUGAAUCCAGCAGUGAGGCUCUGACAUGGGCAGGGAUAGUUGCAUGAUAUGUUGUAACUAAUAAACCUUUUUGUUGCUUAUUUCUCACUGCUUACAAUAAUGUUUUAUCUAUCUGAGGGCAGCUGUACAAUUUAUUUAAUGCAAUGAGUGCAUUUAGCAUUAGACUGGCUGUCAAUGGGCAAGCUGAAGUUCAUUUUUGUGUCCGCUUUCUAUUUACAUCCAGUGUAUUCUUACAUGUACAUACAGUUUAGCUUUUAGAUGGAUUGACAUGGUCAGUUUUAUCAAAGUCCUGCAAUGUUAAAAAAAAGUGCAACGGGUACUGAAUAUUUUUUAGAUGCCUUAAAAAGAAUUCAACAGGAACUUACAUACUGAGACAUAAGAAUUGCUUACCAUUUUCUUUAUACUAUUAUAUGCAUCACUUGGAAUCAGUUUUUGUACCUGUUUUCUCUAUAGGUGACUUCCUGUUGGAUUAUUUUUCAUUCUGAGUUGUGAACAGUCACACCUGCAACUGUGUAUAUCACAGGAUUAGAGAGCAGCCAUUUCUUGCUUUGCAUAAUCUUUUUAAGCUGCAAUGUGUCUGAGUGUCAAAGGACAGUUUUUUUUUGUGUUUAACAUUAAAACAUAGCACUGCAGGGCUAGAUGGAACUGACUAUACAGUAGUGUUAAUCAAUUUUGGUUUGUCAAAUGGUUUAUGAUGCCCAGAACACUGAAGCACAUCAAGAUUUUGUAUUUUUAUACUACGUGUGCUUAGAUGUGCUCGUAUUUGUAUAAUAUACUAAUACUGUCAUAAUAAAUGUGUUUUUGUACAA
Perca flavescens (yellow perch) is the source of this 3356-nucleotide messenger RNA. RefSeq names its product Rh associated glycoprotein (gene rhag). The record is from RefSeq and is a predicted model, not a curated record. Gene Ontology annotation, biological process: ammonium homeostasis; ammonium transmembrane transport. Gene Ontology annotation, molecular function: ammonium channel activity. NCBI's taxonomy places the organism in Eukaryota, Metazoa, Chordata, Actinopteri, Perciformes, Percidae. Gene Ontology annotation, cellular component: plasma membrane. The transcript has 10 exons. The coding region runs from base 60 to 1373 and encodes 437 amino acids.